Messenger RNA from Indicator indicator, 1518 nucleotides. It is a transcript of the gene UAP1L1, whose product is annotated as UDP-N-acetylglucosamine pyrophosphorylase 1 like 1. The record is from RefSeq and is a predicted model, not a curated record. Gene Ontology annotation, biological process: UDP-N-acetylglucosamine biosynthetic process. The transcript has 9 exons. Lineage: Eukaryota; Metazoa; Chordata; Aves; Piciformes; Indicatoridae. Gene Ontology annotation, molecular function: UDP-N-acetylglucosamine diphosphorylase activity. The coding region runs from base 1 to 1518 and encodes 505 amino acids.
AUGGGGUCGCCUGAGGAGGAGGAGGUGCGGGAGCGGCUGGCGCGUUGCGGACAGAGCCACCUGCUGCGCUUCUGGACCGAGCUGAGCCCGGCGCAGCGUGGGGCACUGCUGGCCGCGAUGCCGCCGGGCCUGGGUGAGCACUGCCGGCUGGCGGCGGCGGCCGGCGCCCGGGCCUGUCAGCGGGGCCCGCAGGAGCGCCUGGAUGGCCGGAUGGAGCCGCUCCCCGCACGGGUGCUGGGCAGCACCCGCCGUAGCGGCCCCGCCGCGCUGGAGCGCUGGGAGGAGGAAGGUUUGCAUCAGAUCUCACAGAACAAGGUGGCAGUGCUGCUCCUGGCUGGAGGACAAGGAACUCGCUUGGGAGUGAGCUACCCCAAGGGCAUGUACAGCGUGGGGCUGCCCAGUGGCAAGACCUUGUACCAGAUCCAAGCAGAGAGGAUCCGUAAGGUUGAGCAGCUGGCUGGCCAGCGACACCACUGCCAGUGUGCCAUCCCUUGGUACAUAAUGACCAGCGAGUUCACGCUGGGGCCCACGGAAGAGUUCUUUGUGGAGCAUGACUACUUCCACCUGGAGAGAGCCAACGUGGUCAUGUUUGAACAGAGGAUGUUGCCUGCUGUCACCUUUGAUGGGAAGGCCAUCUUGGAGGAGAAGGGGAAACUUGCCAUGGCUCCAGAUGGCAACGGGGGCCUGUACCGUGCUUUGGUGGAUAAUAAGAUCUUGGAGGACAUGAAGCAGCGUGGGAUCCAUUACAUCCAUGUGUACUGUGUGGACAAUAUCCUUGUGAAGAUGGCAGACCCAGUCUUCAUAGGCUUCUGUGUCUCCAAAGGGGCAGAUUGUGGUGCCAAGGUGGUGCAGAAGGCCUACCCCACAGAACCUGUGGGGGUGGUCUGCAGUGUGGAUGGGGUCUACCAGGUGGUGGAGUACAGUGAGAUCAGCCCAGAGACGGCACAGCAGCAGGGCCCUGAUGGGACACUGAUGUACAGCACUGGCAACAUCUGCAACCACUUCUUCACAGUUGAGUUCCUGGAGAUGGUGGCCCAUGAAUACGAGCCCCAGCUGAGGCCCCAUGUGGCCAUCAAGAAGGUGCCAUACAUUGACCAGGAGGGCAAUCUGGUAAAGCCGCUAAAGCCCAAUGGGAUAAAGCUGGAGAAGUUUGUGUUUGAUGUGUUCCAGUUCUCUAAGAAUUUUGUGGCAUUUGAAGUUGUGAGAGAAGAGGAGUUCUCACCACUGAAGAAUGCAGAGACAGCUGACAAGGACACUCCUGCCACUGCCCGGCAGGCGCUGCUGGCCCAGCACUACCGCUGGGCGCUCCAGGCUGGGGCCAGAUUUCUGGAUGAGAAGGGCUGCAGGAUACCAGAGAAACUCAGUCUCUCAGGAGCUGAAGAUCCUCCAGCUGUUUGUGAGAUUUCUCCGUUAGUGUCUUACUUCGGAGAGGGCCUGGAGCCAUACAUGAAGAACAAAGAUUUCCCUUCUCCCUUUGUUCUGGAUGAAAACAAAAUGGAAGUGGUAGGAAACUGGUGA